ACGAAGAUGGGUUUUAAUGGCAAUUUUAAUAUUUGACAGGGACCUAGAAUAAUUAUCUCUGAGAUCCUCGAUUUAUCAUCAAGGCCAGGAAGCGAUAACUAAAAAAAUAUUUAACUAAGUUUUAGGCAAAACUUUUGGAACUGGAACUUCAGAUUAUGGGAAAGUUCCAAAACUCACCGCUGAGCUCAUCGAAGGCAUCGGACCCGUUUCUAAACUGGAGAAAUGAUUACCAUCCAUUGGACUUGGAGGAACUUGCGUUCGUUAACGUUCUUCUCAGAGAUUAGGUUCCAAAUAACCGUUCCACAGUUCCAUAACAUUCAUAUUCAUCACUUCUGGCAGCUAGUACAAUUUUAGCGAGAUAAUAGUCAAAAUGGAUCAAAUUGUUGUAAGUAACCCAUGUGUUUCUGUGAAAGAAGAAAUCACAGAUGAAGCUGAGUCUUCUUUUUCCUCAUUGGAUUUCAAAGAAGAGAAAGGACCACAGACAUACCAUGAUGGACUUAUCCAUGUUAAACAAGAGGAGGAAAUGCUUAUACCAUAUGAUGUUGCAGUUCCAACUGUUGUUAUCAAAGUAGAGGAUGGGCUGCAGGUUGAUUGUGGUGACAAGGAUCCUCUCAUGAAGGAAGAGGAUAUCAAUCAGUACGACUUAGAAGAUAAUGUGAACAUGGCUUUAAAUGAAGACGCGACCUCCGAUAAGCCUCAUCAAUGCCCUCAUUGUGAUCAUAAAGCAGUAACAAAUGACAAUUUAAAAACACAUAUAAAGCACUGUCAUGCAAAUGAGAAGUCCCAUCAAUGUCCUCAUUGUGAUUAUAAAACUGUAAGAUUAGAAUGUUUAAAAUCACAUGUAAUGGCUCGUCAUACAGGUGAGAAACGUCAUCAAUGUCCUCAUUGCGAUUAUAGGUCAAUAAGUUCUGGGCAUAUGAAAAGGCAUAUAAAGUUUCGCCAUACGAGCGAGAGGCCUCAUCAGUGUCCUGAUUGUGAUUAUAAAGCCGUAUUGUAUCAACAAUUGAAAAAACAUAUUAUGGACCAUCACACGGGUGACAAGCCCCAUCACUGUCCUCAGUGUGAUUAUAAAGCAGUGUUAGCGUAUCGUUUGAAAGAACAUAUAAUGUACCGCCACACAGAUAAGAAACCUCACCAAUGCCCUUAUUGCGAAUUUCAAGCAAUACAGACUGGCUAUUUAAAAAAACACAUAAUGGCCCGUCACACUGGCGAGAAGCCUUAUCAAUGCCCUUAUUGCGAUUAUAGGUCAGUAUUAUCUCAACAAUUGAAAAAACAUAUAAUGUCGCAUCACACAGAUCAGAGCCCUCAUCAAUGUACAUACUGUGAAUAUAAAACAGUCGAUUCUUACACUUUGAAGAAACAUAUCAUGGCCUGUCAUACGGGUGAAAAGCCUCAUCAAUGCCCCCAUUGCGAAUACAAAGCAGUUCAAGUAGGUAAUUUAAAACUACAUAUAUUAAACCAUCAUACAACUGAAAAGCCACAUCAUUGUCCCCAUUGCGAUUUUAAAGCAGUGUCGCCUCAAAAACUUAAAAGGCAUGUAAUGGGCCGUCAUACAGGUGAGAAGCCUUUUCAAUGUCCGCAUUGCGAAUAUAAAGCCGUACAAAUUAGUAAUUUGAAAACGCAUGUAAAGCACCGCCAUACGGGGGAGAAGCCGUUUCAAUGUCCUCAUUGCGAAUAUAAAGCGGUACAAAUUGCUAAUUUAACAAACCAUAUAAAGCACCAUCAUGCAGUUUAAAAGCCUCAUUAAUGUCCUUAUUGUGACUAUAAAGCUGUAUUAUUGCUAAUUUGAAUUGUAUAAUGUCUUACCACACAGGUAAGAAGUUUUAUCAAUAUUAUUGAAGACUAUAAUAAUUAGUGAUUUCAGACUAUUAUACAGAUAAGAUGGCUUAUCACUAUCCUCAAUAGGAUGAUUAAGUAUUAUUAUUAUGUUGUUUGAAUGAAUAAUUAUUAUUUUUUCAUAUUGUUGAGAAAAUUCCAUGCAUGACUUACAUCCUUUUUGAGCCUUUAAGGACUUAACUAUUGAGAUGAACUCGGAAAACAACUUUCCCUAGCUAAUGAGUAAGGACUGCUACCCUUACUAAAAAGCAUUAGUGUGCGGAGAAACAGUGGUGCCUUACUUCUUUUAAACUCCUGUAAUAGAACAAGUUAUAGGAAGAAUUAUAAUGGAAUAGAAGAAUGAAAGAAUUAAAAUUUUAAGUAGAAGAUUGCUUAUUGAUUUGUUGAUUAGAGUUGGCAUGCAUAUUGCUGUUUCUUCUGAAUCUCAUGUUGCCAAGAGACAAGAAAGUAAAAAAAAAAAAGGCUAAGAAAAUAUCUGUCUCUUGAUUAUGAAGUAGCAAGAAUCGCUUGUAGGAAAUCACAAGGUUUAUUUUUUCUUUUAUUUUAAAUUUUAUAGGAUUAUAACUUUGCUAAUGAAAUAGUUAAGGGAGCGGGGUAGCUCAGUGGGUGAGCAAUGACUUCCAGAGCUCAUGGUCCCAGCCGCCCAGGUUUGAAUCCGGCUGAUGACUAGUAAUUUUUCAUCAGCUGUGGGUCGACCCUGGGGCCGGGAGACCCUUCCUGGGACAAACUAAUCCUCUAUAAAUUUGGUACCCUUAAUUAAAUAAUUACUUAAGGUGGAAAAACUGGCGGAUGAGCGUGAUAUUGGUCCGUCACCUCUCUGCACAACCAUUGGCCUUGUAACAGUACUUCCUCACAUUGUACUGGACCCAUGACUCUUCAUGGGCUGUUAGUGGUACAGGUUUUUUUUUAUAGUAAAAUAGUAUACUAAAUUAAAUUAAUAUAAACAAAAUUUUGAAAGUUUAAAAAUAGAAAAUGCUUGUUAAUUUACGGUUUUAAAAUUACUCCUGUUUGCUGCUGCUGGUAUGCUGUAGUAUAAAGGUUUGUAUAAUUCACAGUUUUGGUUUAUGCUGUAUUUUCAUAUUUAAUAAAUAACAAAAAUGAG
Nezara viridula (southern green stink bug) is the source of this 2938-nucleotide messenger RNA. Lineage: Eukaryota; Metazoa; Arthropoda; Insecta; Hemiptera; Pentatomidae. The record is from the annotation of a GenBank genome assembly.